GGCGCCCGUGUCGUUUGCAGCCGCGACGCUGAAGAUGGCGCGUUCCUAGAAGCCGAUUUCGGCAUCAGUAGGCGGCAGCGUGUGGACUGGCAACGUGGGGCGCGGGAGCAACUGACGCCACUCUGUGUUGGGAAGUGGGAGCGGGACGGCUGUCAUUCCGGACCGAACCAAACGGUUUCCAUGGAUCUUAAUAGUGCCAGCACUGUUGUUCUUCAGGUCUUAACACAGGCCACCAGUCAGGAUACUGCUGUGUUAAAACCAGCUGAGGAGCAGUUGAAACAGUGGGAGACACAGCCAGGUUUCUAUUCAGUGUUGCUGCAUAUUUUUACAAACCACACUCUGGAUAUAAAUGUUAGGUGGCUUGCUGUUCUGUAUUUUAAACAUGGAAUCGAUCGCUACUGGAGACGUGUAGCACCUCAUGCGCUCUCUGAGGAAGAGAAAUCGACAUUGCGUGCAGGGCUAAUCACCAACUUCAAUGAACCAAUAAACCAGAUUGCCACCCAGAUUGCAGUGCUGAUUGCAAAAGUUGCUAGAUUAGAUUGUCCUAGACAGUGGCCUGAACUGAUUCCCACUCUUAUCGAGUCUGUGAAAGUCCAAGAUGAUCUCCGACAGCACAGAGCGUUACUCACCUUCUAUCAUGUUACCAAGACACUGGCGUCUAAACGACUGGCUGCUGACAGAAAACUGUUUUAUGAUUUAGCUUCUGGAAUUUAUAGUUUUGCCUGCUCUCUGUGGAAUCACCAUACAGACACAUUCCUGCAACAAGUUUCUUCAGGCAAUGAAACUGCAGUUCUUAGUUCACUUGAACGAACUCUGCUGUCAUUAAAAGUGUUACGUAAAUUGACUGUUAAUGGAUUUGUGGAGCCACACAAGAAUAUGGAAGUGAUGGGUUUUUUGCAUGGAAUAUUUGAACGUUUAAAACAGUUUCUGGAAUGCAGUAGAAAUAUAGGCACAGAUAAUGUAUGUAGAGAUAGAUUGGAAAAGACCAUCAUUCUCUUUACUAAAGUGCUUCUGGACUUCUUGGAUCAGCAUCCCUUUUCAUUUACUCCUCUAAUUCAGAGAUCACUGGAAUUUUCUGUAAGCUAUGUUUUUACCGACGUUGGUGAAGGUGUUACAUUUGAGCGAUUCAUAGUCCAAUGCAUGAAUCUUAUCAAGAUGAUUGUCAAAAAUUAUGCUUAUAAGCCAUCUAAAAAUUUUGAAGAUAGCAGCCCUGAAACUCUUGAAGCCCAUAAGAUUAAGAUGGCAUUCUUCACAUAUCCCACUUUGACAGAGAUCUGUCGAAGAUUAGUCUCUCACUAUUUUCUGUUAACUGAAGAAGAACUGACAAUGUGGGAAGAAGACCCAGAAGGCUUUACAGUGGAAGAAACAGGAGGAGAUUCUUGGAAAUACAGUUUGAGGCCUUGCACUGAAGUCCUGUUUAUAGAUAUAUUCCAUGAAUAUAAUCAAACUCUUACUCCUGUGCUUCUGGAAAUGAUGCAGACACUUCAAGGACCCACCAAUGUAGAAGAUAUGAAUGCACUGUUAAUCAAAGAUGCUGUAUAUAAUGCCGUUGGAUUAGCUGCUUAUGAGCUGUUUGACAGUGUUGACUUUGAUCAAUGGUUUAAAAACCAACUUAUUCCAGAAUUACAAGUCAUUCAUAAUAGGUAUAAGCCAUUGAGACGCAGGGUGAUUUGGCUGAUUGGUCAGUGGAUUUCUGUGAAAUUCAAGUCUGACUUAAGACCCAUGCUUUAUGAAGCAAUCUGUAACUUACUUCAAGAUCAAGAUUUAGUGGUCCGUAUUGAAACAGCUACAACUCUGAAGUUAACUGUUGAUGAUUUUGAAUUUAGAACAGAUCAGUUUCUACCGUAUUUGGAAACCAUGUUCACGCUACUUUUUCAACUACUGCAGCAAGUUACAGAGUGUGACACAAAGAUGCACGUUUUGCACGUACUUUCUUGUGUGAUUGAAAGAGUCAACAUGCAGAUCCGACCGUAUGUGGGAUGUCUGGUACAAUACUUGCCUCUUCUUUGGAAGCAGAGCGAAGAACACAAUAUGUUGCGAUGUGCUAUUCUGACCACACUAAUUCAUCUUGUUCAGGGAUUAGGAGCAGACAGCAAGAACGUGUACCCUUUCCUGCUCCCUGUUAUUCAACUGAGUACAGAUGUUUCCCAGCCUCCACAUGUUUAUCUUCUGGAAGAUGGUUUAGAAUUAUGGUUAGUAACAUUGGAAAACAGUCCAUGUAUUACACCCGAGUUGCUUCGCAUAUUUCAGAAUAUGUCACCGCUUCUUGAACUAAGUUCAGAAAAUCUCAGAACCUGCUUUAAGAUCAUCAAUGGUUAUAUCUUUUUAUCAUCAACAGAAUUUUUACAGACAUAUGCAGUAGGUCUGUGCCAGUCCUUUUGUGACUUGUUAAAGGAAAUUACUACAGAAGGUCAAGUUCAAGUGCUCAAGGUUGUGGAAAAUGCUCUUAAAGUGAAUCCAGUAUUAGGCCCGCAAAUGUUUCAACCAAUUUUACCCUGUGUUUUCAGGGGUAUUAUAGAAGGAGAGAGGUAUCCUGUGGUGAUGUCCACGUAUCUUGGAGUUAUGGGUCGAGUGCUACUACAAAAUGCUAGUUUCUUCUCUUCACUGCUCAGUGAGAUGGCACAUAAAUUUAAUCAAGAGAUGGACCAGCUUUUGGGAAACAUGAUUGAAAUGUGGGUGGAUCGAAUGGACAACAUUACCCAGCCCGAAAGAAGGAAACUUUCAGCUUUGGCUUUGCUGUCUCUCCUGCCAUCUGAUAACAGUGUUAUCCAAGAUAAAUUCUGUGGGAUUAUAAACAUCUCAGUGGAGGGCCUUCAUGAUGUCAUGACGGAAGAUUCUGAAACAGGCACUUACAAAGACUGUAUGUUAAUGUCUCAUCUCGAAGAACCAAAAGUAACAGAAGACGAAGAACCGCCCACAGAACAAGAUAAGAGGAAGAAGAUGCUGGCCCUGAAGGACCCUGUGCACACGGUGUCACUGCAGCAGUUCAUCUACGAGAAGCUCAAGGCCCAGCAGGAGUUACUGGGGGAACAGGGCUUCCAGUCCCUCAUGGAGACGGUGGACACAGAGAUUGUCACCCAGCUGCAGGAGUUUCUACAGGGAUUCUGAGAGCACACUGCGCGUGGCUGCCUCCCCUUUCUUGCUCACGCUGAGUGACACAGCCUGCCAGCUCCAUGUGAGAACCUGCUGAGAUGAAGAAAUGCCCAUAUAUGAAAAUAAUGAAACGAAGACCACAUGGUCUUUUUUUUAUGACAAAAUAUAAAGAAUAAGUAUAAAUCGUGCAUAACUAAAAUCACAAACCUAUUCCUCAGAAGAAUUUAAUUUUAUAUUUAUGAGGGGCCUGUGUUUGCUAGAGGUACAGUUGGUGACAGUAGCUGCUUCCUUUCCAGCCGAGAGAAGAAGCUGCCUGGUCACCAUUUAAUCAUGCACUCUUAACACUUGAGAAGAGGAAGGUUAAUGUCUGCGAUGUUUGCCUGCAACCAACAUUAGUUACAUUUGGCUGCCUUAUCCUGCUUUUAAACUAAAGAAACACAAGUUUGAAAAAUGACAGAGCUGUUCAGAUGGUGCAGUCAGAGAAAUGUGUGCAUCAGGCAAAAAUAUGUGGAUAGUGACAAAUAGACAUUACUAAGAUUAUCUUGCAAGAGAGUGGUUUUCAUCCAACAUAGAGAACAUGUUUUAUCCGACAGAAGCUUUUAUUUUCAGUCUAGUCAUUUGAUACAGGAAUUAGUAAAGGCAUUUUUUCCUCAUUUUAUCUUCAGCAAAUUCAUUUAGUCUGUGACUGUGCAUAGUAAGGCCCACAGAAGUGAGUGUGUGGUACCGCAGUGCCAGGUGGGAGAUCUCUGGCCGUGGCGGCUAGCAGCCCUGUGAGAGCUGAGAACCGCAGCUGCCAGCCCGCCCUUCGCCACGCAGGCCCCACAGGGCUGUGACAGAUUGCUCCGUGCUUGCCAGCAUCUCAGGUUCCUCGGUGCACAGGUGCACCUUGGAGGACCCUGCAGCCAUCCCCAGGGUACCAACACUGACAUAACUAGUCUUCCUUAAUCCUCCAACACGCAGUACCCAAACAGGGACAAGGAGAACAUCAAGCCUUACUUUGUUUUACUUGCCAUUUAUUGUAAGGAACCUUUAAAGCAUUUUUUAGGAAAUACUCAAAAGCAAGGUUGGAAAAUGUCUUAUCUUUCUAUAGAAAGUUGGGUACAGUAUGUGACUGUGGGACACCACUGCCGCUUUGUAAGCUGUGGAGCCCAAAAUGUGUGGGGGAUAUUUGAUGUUUUCAGCAAGAGAAAGAAAAUAUGGUCCAAAUUAAAUUUUCCAAAGAUAUCUCA
Messenger RNA from Oryctolagus cuniculus (rabbit), 4322 nucleotides. It is a transcript of the gene IPO11, whose product is annotated as importin 11. Gene Ontology annotation, biological process: protein import into nucleus. Gene Ontology annotation, molecular function: small GTPase binding. The record is from RefSeq and is a predicted model, not a curated record. NCBI's taxonomy places the organism in Eukaryota, Metazoa, Chordata, Mammalia, Lagomorpha, Leporidae. Gene Ontology annotation, cellular component: nuclear envelope; cytosol.